Gastrolobium bilobum is the source of this 1218-nucleotide messenger RNA. Its product is annotated as ureide permease 1-like. Gene Ontology annotation, molecular function: allantoin:proton symporter activity; uracil:monoatomic cation symporter activity. Lineage: Eukaryota; Viridiplantae; Streptophyta; Magnoliopsida; Fabales; Fabaceae. Gene Ontology annotation, biological process: nitrogen compound transport. The transcript has 7 exons. The coding region runs from base 1 to 1218 and encodes 405 amino acids. The record is from RefSeq and is a predicted model, not a curated record. Gene Ontology annotation, cellular component: membrane.
AUGUAUCUGGUGGAGAGCAAAGAAGGUGCCAUAGGGUGCAUGCUAUUGUCCCUUUUCUUCUUAGGGACAUGGCCUGCUGUAAUGACUAUGUUGGAAAGAAGAGGACGUCUUCCUCAGCACACUUACCUUGACUACACCCUCACCAAUCUAUUGGCUGCUGUUAUCAUUGCUCUCACUUUAGGUGAGAUAGGCAACAACAAGCCUCAUGAGCCUAAUUUCUUAUCUCAGCUUUCUCAGGAUAACUUGCCUUCUGUUCUGUUUGCCAUGGCUGGUGGGGUAGUCCUUAGUGUUGGAAAUCUGUCCACACAAUAUGCUUGGGCUUUUGUUGGAUUAUCAGUUGUGGAAGUGAUCGCAUCAAGCAUAACUGUUGUUAUAGGAACAACAUUGAAUUACUUUUUGGAUGACAGAAUCAAUAAAGCUAAGAUUCUUUUCCCAGGAGUUGGUUGUUUUUUUAUUGCAGUUUGUCUAGGCUCUGCUGUUCAUUCAUCUAAUACUGCUGAUAAUAAGGCCAAGCUCAACGAUUUUUCAAGUCAUCACAAAGAUGCAGCUCAGGGUACUAGUUUAUCCACUUUGAAAGAAACAGAUGAAGUUGAUUCAAGGGAUCUAGAGAAUGGAAGUGCUUCUGCAUACGAAGCCAAAGCAGGAACUGCAGUUUUUCUUAUAGAACUUGAGAAAAGAAGAUCAAUUAAGGUGUUUGGCAAGAGCACUUUCAUUGGAUUAGCUAUAACUUUCUUUGCUGGAGUUUGCUUCUCUCUAUUCUCACCAGCAUUCAAUUUGGCAACAAAUGACCAGUGGCACACUUUAAAGAAAGGGGUUCCCCAUUUGAGUGUUUAUACUGCCUUCUUUUACUUUUCAGUCUCUUGCUUUGUUGUUGCCAUAAUUCUAAACAUCACCUUCCUUUACCACCCUAUCUUGAACUUACCCAAGUCAUCACUGAAGGCUUAUUUGAGAGAUUGGGAUGGAAGAGGUUGGGCUUUUUUGGCUGGUCUCCUUUGUGGCUUUGGAAAUGGCCUCCAAUUUAUGGGAGGUCAAGCUGCAGGAUAUGCUGCAGCAAAUGCUGUUCAAGCACUUCCACUUGUGAGUACCCUUUGGGGCAUCAUACUGUUUGGGGAGUAUCGCAAAUCAUCAAGAAGAACAUAUAUAUUGCUGGGGGGCAUGUCGCUUAUGUUUAUUGCGGCUGUUGCAGUUCUCAUGGAAUCAUCUGGGCAUCGAAAGUGA